GUGUUUGACAUCCGAAAUGUGUUCACCUUUCCGCGCUGGAACUCACUGCGCCAUAAAGAAAAAAAUUGUGGCAUGUGUCAAUUCGUAAUCAAAGUGUAGCGAGGAGCUGUAGCGUGAUCGGAAAUUCGUGAAAUUGUGGUGUUGUUCUCGUUUCUAAUUGAUAAUAAAUAUGCCUAAAAACUUUCGCAACGGCAAUACCCGCGGCCGGGGUGGUCGCAACAACGGUGGAGAUCGAUUUUACGACGCGUCGGAAGUGAUCAAUCGUGGACAUGACGAUCGAACGGAACGUGGUGGCGAUUGGAAUGAUAGAAAUAGGAACGACCGUAACAUGACCAACGUGCAGCGGCGUGUUAGCUUCAAACCUUUCAACGGGGGCCGAGGCAAGGGCCGCAUUACUGAGAACCAGAUGCGAGCCCACUUUAACGACGACGACGAAGCCAUGGGUGGCGAUACCUUCGACAGUGGCAGCGCCCCCGGACGGCUGAACAAUCGUUUCAUCAAUCGCCAAAGACGCAGCGGAUCACCGAUCCCACGCGGGGUGUCGAAUGGGGGAAACUUGUCGAAAAAGCUGUUCAAACCCACGAACUCGAACUGGUUCGAGGUGAAAAUACCGUACGGCCACAAGUACGAGAAGGAUUUUAUCCUUCGAUCCAUACAGCAAAAGCUCAGUCCGAUGGUGUUCAUUCCACUGUACUACAAAACGGGCGAAUUUGCCGCAACGUUCUACGUAGAGGGGUUCCAGGUGGCCACAGCCAUCCAGCAGGCCAGCCGUACCAUUGAGUGUCCCGAUGGUCGCCGGUUAACGCUGAAUGUGCGCAAUAACCAGCCGCCCACGCAGAUGAAUGAACAGCUGAAAAGUCGCAUGAAGCAGGCAAUGGUGAAACGGUACAAUCCGCACACGAAGGCCUUAGACUUGGCAAAGUUCCACGCCGAUCCUGACCUGAGCGACAUAUUCUGUGCGCUAGCCCGGCCGCAAAUUAUGCUGGCGGCCAUAGACAUUAUCGCGGAACACAUUCCCGAACUGCAGGCACUGAACCUGAACGAAAACAGGUUGUACAUGCUGGACCAUAUGAAGUCGAUGGCUAACAAGCUGCCGCAUCUGAAAAUUCUUCAUUUGGCUAAAAAUCGGAUACCGUACCUCACCACACUGGACAGUUUGAAGAAUCUGAAGCUGGUGGAGCUGAAUCUGGAGGAUAAUCCGCUACGAAAACAGUUCGACGACAAUACGUCCUACAUCAGUGAAGUGCGCAAACGAUUCCCUAAAGUUAUAAAACUGGAUAACAUUGAUUUACCGCCACCGAUCAGCUUCGACAUACCGGAAGACGACAUGAAGCUUCCGGAUGCCAAGGCAUCGUUCCUAUGCGAUGCAGGUGGAUCCGAUAUUGUCCGCCAGUUUCUGGAACAAUAUUUUGCCAUCUACGAUUCCGACAACAGACAACCGCUGCUCGAAGCUUACCACGAGCAUGCAAUGUUUUCGCACACCGUCAAUACGUUCAAUCAAAGCAAUCAACAAAAGAUGAGUGUGUAUUUGAGCGGAACGCGUAACAUCAAGCACAAAACGGAUCUGGAUUCUCGUUGUCGGUUCCUCAAGCAAGGACGAUUGCCGGUAGUUACACACCUAUCGUCGCUACCACCAACCAAACACGAUCUAAUGUCAUUCGCGGUCGAUCUUACCCUGUUUACGCCCCACAUGCUGCAGCUGACCGUGAACGGCGUGUUUAAGGAGCGCAAAAGCAAUGCAAACGCCGAGCCGAUGCGAGCAUUUCAACGCACGUUUGUCAUAGUACCGGCGAACGGUGGCUUCUGCAUACGGAACGAGAUGCUGCACAUUACCGUCGCUACACGCCUGCAAGAGGAUAAGUGCUUCAAACCGGUCAACAGUGCGGUCAUGACGCAACCGAUAACACCGGCACCGCCAUCAGCCAUCAGCAGCACGAUCACCUCACCCUCGAUGGUGCCGGAUGAUAAUACCAAGCUGCAAAUGAUACAGGCGCUGUCCGCCCAGACCAACAUGACCACCGAAUGGAGCAAGCUGUGCCUGCAGGAGAACAACUGGGACUAUCAGCGAGCUGAGUUUGCUUUCGCGGAGUUGCACAAGCAGAACCGAAUACCGCCCGGAGCGUUCAUCACGAAUUGAGCCAGGCAAGCGGCGCGGCAUUAAGUUUACAUUUAAAUUAGUUUCUUCUUCUUCUUUUUUGUUCAUAACAACUAACAAACCAUGUUUAUCGCGCAUAGAAAACUAGUGAAGCUUUCAGGUAAGCUUACCAUUUUUUUUUUUUUUUGGUUUUGCCUUUAUUCAUUUCACGAAAUGAACACCCUUGAACAAACGCAAAAUGGCCCGUUUAGCAAAUGUUUGUUUAACACACUAACUGCAGAAAGAGAUGCAUUGUCUGUAGAUGCAGACACAAAUACACAAUGCUAUAUGGAACAGUUUAUAGUUUGCGCUUGUGAUAUAUUACCUUUUUUUUAGCGAAAUAAUAGUUUAGUUAAGUUAAAAAAAACGGUUCCAUAAUUAUUUUUAACGUUUUAGGCCAUAUCGCUUUGGUCUGUAAAAUACGCUGUAAAUUUACAAAGCAAAACAUGGAAAUGCAAAAAGGAAGAGAGUUUCUAAACAUGCAAAACGCAUCUGUAUGAGAACAUUUUCUAGCAAAUAAAAAAAGAAACGGCAAUGGUACUACUUAUUAGCAAAUCACGGUUAGGGAUAGAAACAAGCAAUGAACUGCAAACCAUACUAUUUUUAAAUUGUUUUCACACAAGAAGUAAAAUGUACGAAUCUGGUAAUUCAACACAAAACAUCAGCUAUGUGUCACAUUUAUAUAAUACAUUACUGUACAUAAGAAAGCUGACGAUUGUUGGUAGGUUUUUACGUUCUUUACCAUAAACAGUCAGGCAGUUCAACAACCCACUGAUACAUAGAUUAGUAGUUUUGUACAUGCAUUUGUACGCCAUCAGAACUACUAAGUGCAUGAUGGAAAAUGAUGAAGAGUUGGUUGUGAAUUUAGGUACACUUUGACUUGCUUGGUAAAACAGUGUAAUGCGUAUUUUAGCUCAACGGAAUAAUUUUAGGGCUCCAAUAAACAUGAGAAGUGAGCGAAACUUAG
This is a messenger RNA of Anopheles stephensi (Asian malaria mosquito), 3101 nucleotides long. Its product is annotated as nuclear RNA export factor 1-like. Lineage: Eukaryota; Metazoa; Arthropoda; Insecta; Diptera; Culicidae. The coding region runs from base 170 to 2137 and encodes 655 amino acids. Gene Ontology annotation, biological process: poly(A)+ mRNA export from nucleus. The record is from RefSeq and is a predicted model, not a curated record. Gene Ontology annotation, molecular function: protein binding; RNA binding. Gene Ontology annotation, cellular component: nucleus; cytoplasm. The transcript is spliced from 7 exons.